Daucus carota subsp. sativus is the source of this 1613-nucleotide messenger RNA. RefSeq lists its product as uncharacterized. NCBI's taxonomy places the organism in Eukaryota, Viridiplantae, Streptophyta, Magnoliopsida, Apiales, Apiaceae. The transcript has 2 exons. Bases 372 to 1475 code for a protein of 367 amino acids. The record is from RefSeq and is a predicted model, not a curated record.
GGGAUCAGCUUAGGGAGUUCUGUGGGUGUCUCGGGCAGCAGUUGACCCGGGAUACUUUCAUGCAAUUUGAUAAAUUGCACGAAUGGGGAUGUAAGUACAAUCCAGACUGUUUAGUUAGAGUCCCUCCAUACUUGUUUUCUUCUUUUGUUUCCUAGGAUUGUUAAGUAGCUCGGGUAAUCCUCUUACUCGGGUCGUCUUCAUAUGCUUUGUGUACUUGUAUUUUUCUUGCCCUUUUUCGCUUUUCGGAACUGUUAAGUAACUCAGGUUGUCUGUUGCUUAUGUAUAUGUGUUACCUUAUCUGCUAUGCUUUCUAACCCGGUCAUUGUCUGUCUGCAGGUUUGCCAUAUUUUGAUAAAAAUCUGUGGAAGAGUAUGGCUAACGAACAUUUUGCUGCUGCUUUGAGGAACCUGGGGGGAAUUCAUUCGAUCCCCAAGCCUACUCCUAAGCCUAAGACCGGAGCUGGGAAGAAUGAUGAAUCCGGGUCCUCUAGGCAAGAGGCAACCGGCGGUGAAUCAAGCGCUGCAAUGGAGAAAGUUGCUUUGGGAGGGACUGAGGAGGUGGUGGAAGCCGGUAGCCAAGAGUUGGUGACCCGGGGGAGGAAGAGGAAACAGGUCUCGGCGCAGAAGGCCCCUGCUAAAGUUCCCAAAGUUGGCCGGGGAAAAGGGGUUUUGCUGGAUUCUGACUCGGAUUCUGAUGAUGAAGAUGAUGACGGGGAAGGUUCCCGGGUUCCCCUUGGUGCCGGGAAGUACUCUGCCCGGGAAAUAAUUAAGAUAAUGUCGGAGAUUCCGACCGAGGAAGACUGGGUUAGGAUGGAUGAUUCCGGGAUGGUGAGCACUUUCAAGGAACUAGGGAGUCUUUGGGGUCAGCUGGGGUCUCGUCUAGCCGGGUUUAAUACCAUUGCUUUCAACUUGAUAAAGUCGGAAAGGGACACUGCUGAGACUUUUGGGACGAGAGCCCGGAAAGCUGAGUCGGACUUGGCCCUGGAGAGGUCGGCUAAGGAGAAGUUGGAGUCCGAGUUGGAGAAGCGGGUGAAGGAGGCCGAAACCCGACUGGAAGCUGAGUGGAAGCGGAAACUGGAGGAGGCUGAGACCCGGGCGGGUGAUUCUGAGAAGAGGGUGGCCGGACUCGAGGAGGAUGUGGGGAAGCUGAAGAAACAACUCGAGGACCGAAAGGAACCAGAAGUUGUGAUUGCUGAUUUCAAGGAGUCUGAAGAGUAUAAGGGUGCCCUGGCCAAUGCUGCCGCUGCGGAGGUUGUCCGAUGCUGGAAUGUUGCCGAGAGGCACAUUAAAACGGACCCGGUGGCCGAUUUGAACAGCUUCAUCAAUCUUUAUAUCCAGGCUAGGGAUGAUGCUUCUGCCGGCAAGGGUGAACCCGAGCCCUUUGAGGGUCCUUCUCCGAGCUUCAUCGCUCCAGCUAACCCGGUUGCUCCCGUUGAUGCGGCUCUCCAGACAAAUAACCUUCCCCCUGCUACUUAGUUGUUUUAUCCUUAGUCUUUUGAUCACUUGAGAAACAAUCUUCUGUAAUUCUAAACUUGCUUGUUCUUGGAUUUAGAUGUUUGCCCGGGGUCUAUGUAGAUCCGGGUUUAUGGAUAUUUUUGUUGCCUUUCGUCAGAU